AUGGUACGACGAUGCCUGCGCCACACGCGUGCGCAGGCACGGGCAAGCAAAGCUUCACCAUCAUAUAUAUCCCCAGCGCACUGAGACCAUGUCACGAGCAGGGAAUCACAACAUGGCGCUGCGAUUGGAGCCGGCGGCGGCGGCGGCGGCGGUCGCCGACGUCGACGAGGACGAGCUGUUCGAGCUCGACAUCGCCCUCCUCGACGGCCGCGGUCACCACAGCAGCCGUUCUGCCGCCGUUGCUGGCGACGGCGACGAUGCAGCUGGUGGGCACGCCCUGCUGGCCAACUGCCUGCUGCCGGUGCGCUCGGUGAGCAACGCGGUGCCGGUCGCGGCCAGCAGCGUGCUGUCCUCGUCGUACCCCUACUCCGGCUACCACAGCUCGAGGAGGCUCAUCUUCGCAGGCGGCGGCGGCGGCGGCUGGAGGUUUCUUGGACGGUCGGCGGGGAGCUCGGCGAGGUUGUGCUUCUCCGGCAGAGGCUUCGAGACCAUGGGGAACUACUUCCAGAGAUACUGAUGAUUGAGCAAGAGUUGCUAUAUGGGCCCAGUGGCUUAAGCCCAGACUCUGCAUUUUCGGCCCAAUAUGAUCCAUCUCUGUACCCAUUUGUGGCCCGGUCGUAGCUAACUUCGUGUAAUGGAUUUUCUUAGACGAAAGGAAGUGUGUUCGUUCAAAAAACAAAAAGACGAAAGGAAGUAUAACUUUCACUCUUCGAGCUUUAUUAAACUCCUUUCUGUUUCA
Molecule: messenger RNA, 739 nt
Organism: Panicum virgatum (switchgrass)
Lineage: Eukaryota; Viridiplantae; Streptophyta; Magnoliopsida; Poales; Poaceae
Exons: 1
Coding region: 89-517 (142 amino acids)
Source: RefSeq, a predicted model, not a curated record